Dromaius novaehollandiae (emu) is the source of this 3033-nucleotide messenger RNA. RefSeq names its product yippee like 5 (gene YPEL5). NCBI's taxonomy places the organism in Eukaryota, Metazoa, Chordata, Aves, Casuariiformes, Dromaiidae. The record is from RefSeq and is a predicted model, not a curated record. The coding region runs from base 780 to 1145 and encodes 121 amino acids. Gene Ontology annotation, cellular component: ubiquitin ligase complex. The transcript is spliced from 3 exons.
GAUAACUUCUAUCUUAGAUAGAAUUUAUUUAGCAUGAGUAGCUGCACACUUGCUUAGCAUAAGUAGCUAAAUUUGCUGAAGCCUUAGGCCGUGCUCCUAGUUCAUUAAGAAAAGGCCUCAGAGCUGGUGCAGGCUGGAGAGAUAAGGGAGUUACAAGCAGUCUGCAUUCCUGUGCCCCACUCUCCAGAAGGGAGGAUGCCAAGGCUGAGAAAUAAGGCCUGUUUGGGCGCCAAGACCUUGGGAAGUAAAAAGCUUCCUCUCACUGUUAAAACAGUGAUGAUUAAGGGGUCUGGAUUAUGUCUUCUUCCUCAGGGCCUUGGAAGAUAACACCUACUGACCCAGCUGGGGCAGUGUUAAUUAAUUGAUCAGAACCUUGAGAAGCAGGGGUGGGACCCAGGGAAAUGUGAAGAAAUCAUUAACCAAUCAGUGUAGAAGAGGAAGGAAGUCACAAAUAUGGCAAUAAGAGGAAGGAAGUCACAAAUAUGGCAAAUUUGAUUGUAUAAAUGCUACCUGAAAAGUUGGGGGGGUGUGCUCGAUUUGUGGGAGACCACCGAGCACCCAGGCUUGCGCAACUCUGAAAUAAAUAAAUAAAUGUCUCUCCUGAGUGUGUAAUUAUUGGCUCAUUGCACACCGGGCAACGAAUCCGCUUUUCGGACAACAAGAUGGGAGAGUCUUCGGGGAAUAUACAGGAAUGGAAUUUCAGUGUUAGAGGAGAAGAAAAUAGGGAAGAAAUGGAAGCUUUUCAGUGUCUUGAAUAUAAACUUAAGUAAGCUCUGAAAAUGGGAAGAAUUUUCCUGGAUCAUAUUGGUGGCACUCGCCUGUUCUCCUGUGCAAACUGUGACACGAUUCUGACCAAUCGUUCUGAGCUCAUCUCUACUCGUUUUACAGGGGCCACAGGAAGAGCCUUCCUUUUUAACAAGGUGGUAAAUCUGCAAUACAGUGAAGUUCAGGAUCGGGUCAUGCUCACUGGCCGCCACAUGGUUCGAGAUGUGAGCUGCAAGAACUGCAACAGCAAACUGGGUUGGAUCUAUGAAUUUGCCACUGAAGACAGCCAGCGCUACAAGGAAGGCCGUGUUAUCCUGGAAAGAGCUUUGGUCCGAGAGAGCGAAGGAUUUGAGGAGCAUGUUCCGUCCGACAAUUCCUGAAGGGGCUCAAGUCUCUUUUCAGGUUUUCUUCAUUUGAAACUCAAAAAUAAUAAAAAUCAACAAAAAAAUCUACUUACAUACACUGUCACCUUAGCAUCAGAGUCGGAUUCAUGGACUACAGAGUGGGAAAGAUUGUGAGAGAAUUUCAGAUGGAAUCUUCCUUUCUUUAUUCCUUUUAUAUUUUACUUUCCCUCCAGCAGCUGUUUGUAGAAAGAAUGUUGUGCAGAUGCUGUAACUUUCUCUCUUGCAUUUACAUCUAUUAGAUUUGAGAUUGUAUCUGCAGAUACAGUGGGCUAAAAGGAAAAUAUCGGGGAGAUUUCUUUUGUUAGAGAGAAAUCAAUGAGGUUUUUUUAGUUUGCACAAACUGAUGUCAGUAUAAAGUUAUUUUAAAACUACAGAUUUUUUUAAAAAGUAUCUUCCAAUUUUUGGCUUAAAUUUUUUCUUUGUUUUUUUUACCCAAUCUUUUCACCUGAUUUGCUAGCUUAAGUGAAGAGAUCCGAAUUUGUGCCGAGUGCUAAAGGUUCAGUGUUGGUACAGCUUGGGCUGGCCCUUGUGCCAUAUUCUUGUUGAGGUUGAUUGGUAGCACAGAGCCCAUCAUUUCUUGUUGUUCUUGACCCAAAGAUGUCACCAUUCCUCAUUUAUUUGUGAAGUCCCCUUCACCAUGUAAAGUGGUGUUGAUUGAAAACUUUUUUUGAAAUAGGGCAAAACUGCUUGGCUUUUUUUUUUUCUUUUAACUGAUGUAACUUAUAAGCAUAGUAAUAAUAUAAAAUAAUAGUUGUCUGUUUAGUCUUGCAUUGCUUACAAAUCAGAAGCUGUGUUUGUAAUGAUAGGGAUCCACUGAGAAACUACUGUUUCAGUAGUAAUUUUUUUUUCUUUUUUCAUCUCUACUAAUCUCAUUAAGUAGACAGGCAAUUGCAAAUCUUAAUUCUUCUUCAAGGAGCUUUCUUUAAACCCAGAACUUCCUAUGUUAAACACAGCUGCUGUGUAAAAGGAGAAGAUUGCCAGCAUGUUUGUUCAUGCAUUGAGUAUGCAAUCUGCAUCUCUUGAAAAGAUUAACUUAAACAGCUUGUUUUCAAAUGCUGCUUCUGGUGUUGAAACCCUUAUCUCUUUCAACCUUGUUGAACCUUUUCAUUGUGAUGUUACAUUUUUAUCUUUCUGGGCAGCAGCACAUGUAAGCCUAGUUGUAACUAGUGACUUGGAUUCCUGCUUUCUUUUUGUAGAGGUCAGCUCUGUUUAAAAUAGUGAUCUUGCUUGCCUUUUAGCAAAAAUGUUCUUCAUUAACUUAACUCAAGGGUGCCCAAACACUUUCAUUGUGUCUUAAGCCAUAAGUUAAGAUCUCAAGGGCUGCAAUUAAUUUGAAUGUUAGAUAUGUAUGAUUUUUCAUGAAAGAGAUGCAUUUUUUUUUCUCUUUAGACAAAUUGUGGUCGAUGUGAAAUAAGUUACCCAGAGACACAUAAGAGGAAAAAAUGAUCUGGGCUCUGACUUUUCAGAAUAACUUUUCUUCAUUAGCCACAGCUCCAUAGCUAAAAUGUGGAGGGUGACUAUGCAGAGUUUUUUUUCUUGAUUAUUUUUGGUUGCCUAGUGGCAAUUUGGACACCCCUGACUUGAAUCUACUGCCUAUUUUAUGUAAAAGUAGCUUUACUAUAGAACUGUCAUGUAGAAAGGAAACAAAGUAGAUCACAUACCAGAGCUGUGCUUGAAUCAAGCUGCUUAAACAAUAGUGUACUUGUGCCUCAAAUGAAUCAGUUCUUGCACUGGGUACAGUAGAACCCCAUUAUCUUGUACUUCUGUCUCUCACAAACCCCAGAAGUCCCAUUAGCAUGGUCCUCUGCAGUACUCUUCUUGUACUUCUGACAUUACAAUACAAUAAAGUACGUUUUGUCCUGAA